Molecule: messenger RNA, 2950 nt
Organism: Brienomyrus brachyistius
Lineage: Eukaryota; Metazoa; Chordata; Actinopteri; Osteoglossiformes; Mormyridae
Gene: entpd8
Product: ectonucleoside triphosphate diphosphohydrolase 8
Exons: 10
Coding region: 349-1842 (497 amino acids)
Biological process (GO): nucleoside diphosphate catabolic process
Cellular component (GO): plasma membrane
Molecular function (GO): UDP phosphatase activity; GDP phosphatase activity
Source: RefSeq, a predicted model, not a curated record
ACCUCCCCCCCGGGUGUCCGUCCUGCUGUUGAUUAUGGCAAUUUCCUUGACAUAAUGGCAGAUGUUGGGAAGUGAUUUGUCAUUAAAAUUUCUUACAGCUCGCGCUCCCUCCACAAGCACAUGCCGAUACCUGUCUUAGAGAUGCAGUGAACCAGUGGGGUACAAUGAUUCUCUACAAAAAAGAUAGAUUUCUGGACUUUGAUCAAGACAAAAGGAUGUUCUAAGGCGUCGCUGUCUUGUGCAUGACGGAACAGACGCAUUCCGGCACCAUGAAGGGGAUCUGCGAAGGGGGACAUUUCAACGAGAUUUUUACGGCAAAGUCUUUUAGCUCAUUUGAGUGAACGUGCCAUGGGAAAGCUGCCAGCGAGACAUGCUGUGUUGGGCAUCUUGGUGUCUAUGGUGUUGGGUGCCACCAUUGUCGCGCUCAUCCUCUUAGUCGUCAAGAAUCACACUGUAGAAAGGCCACUAAGCUCUCAGUAUGGGAUUGUGAUCGAUGCUGGCUCCACCCACACCGCCCUGUUCCUGUACAAGUGGCCCGCCGGAAAGGAAAAUAAUACUGCCAUCGUGUCCCAGGUUCAGCUAUGCGACGUGGAUGGUCCUGGUAUUUCCAGCUAUGCCUUGGACCCCCCCGGAGCUGGGCAGAGUCUGGUGAAGUGCCUGAAUGAAUUGCAACGGGUCAUUCCAGCAGGGCAGUGGGAAGCAACGCCCGUGUACUUGGGGGCCACAGCUGGGAUGCGGCUGCUCAAAUUGCAGAACACAACCCAGGCUGAUCAGGUCAUGAAGGAAGUUUCCAAAGCCAUCCAAAGAUAUCCCUUUAAUUUCCGGGGGGCUCGGAUACUCUCUGGCGUGGCGGAGGGGGCCUAUGGCUGGAUCACCAUCAACUACUUACUUGAGGGAUUUGUGAAGUUCUCCUUCCAGGGAAAGUGGCUGCACCCUGUAGGAAACAACAUCCUGGGAGCUUUGGACAUGGGUGGUGCCUCCACCCAAAUCACCUUUGUCCCAGCAGGCCCGGUGCAGGACCCGCAAACGGCGGCGGAUUUCCGCUUGUACGGCUUUAACUACAGAGUUUACACGCACAGUUACCUGUGCUACGGCAAGGAACAGGCUAUGAAGCAGCUUCAGGUGCAGCUCCAUAAGGCAAAUUUUUCUCAGAACAUCUCGCACCCUUGCUACCACACGGGAUUCCAGCUGACUCUGACCUUGGGUGACCUCUACAAUUCGCCCUGCGUCGAAAAACCGAUGCCCUUUGACCCAGCUGCCAAGGUGACCUUCUACGGGAGCAGUGACCCGGAAAAGUGCUCACAGCUUGUCCAGCGUUUAUUCAACUUCAGCGGCUGCUCCUUCUCACCCAGCUGCUCCUUCAAUGGCAUCUACCAGCCGCCUGUCAAUGGAAACUUCUUCGCAUUUUCUGCUUACUUCUACACCUUCAACUUCCUUGGCCUGGCUCCUCAGGCUUCUCUGUCCCGUGUGAACAGCACCAUUGACUCCUUCUGCAGGAGGAACUGGCCUUCGGUGAAGACAGCAUAUCCAUCAGAGAAAGAUAAAUACCUCCAGGAUUACUGUGGCUCAGCUGUAUACAUGAAGGCCCUCCUACUGGAUGGCUUCAACUUCACUCAGAACUGGAACAGCAUUAGCUUCCAGAAGAAGGCAGGAGAUGCCGACAUCGGCUGGACAUUGGGGUACAUGCUAAAUCUCACCAAUCUAAUCACCAGUGAACCACUGGCACCAAUCACUGGCAUACAGCACGGUCAAUGGGCUGCAGGCAUCUUCUUCAUUGUGUUUGCCAUCUUCCUCAGCAUCCUGCUUCUAUUGAUCCUGAGCGUCCACAAAACAGCCAACUGACAAGAAAGAAAGGAUGGAAAACAAAACAUAUGAUUAAUGCAAAAGCACAGUCAAGACAGGGCUAACCAAGACAGGGCUAACUAAGACAGGGCUAACCAAGACAGGGCUAACCAAGACAGGGCUAACCAAGACAGGGCUCUCGUGACCCUGGCAAACUCAAACAAAACUGUGCCUAUUUAAGAUUAAAUUAUACUAAUGUAUUAGUAAACAGGAAUAUUGAUGCAAACUGUACAUUCAUAUAGUGUGGUUGUUAUAGGUGAUGCCAAGCCCUCAUUUGAGGGGGGACACCAUACUUGUAGAUUUUUCUGGAAGUUUUCGCAUAUUUUUCAGUGACCUGUGAAAAUUUAUUAAAACAAAUGUUGAUAUUAUUGUAUUUUAUGUAUGUGAUAUAUAAAUGUCUGUAUAAAUGUGUAUACAUAAAUAUACAUGCAAAUGGUAGCUCCUCGGCUUCUUAGAUGUACAGAUCAUUGCACAUUUUUUUUUUUAAGUGUAAUUUUUUCUAAACAAACUCAGGAAAGAACCGGCUGCAGGAACAGGAAAAAGGGAAAAGGGCCGCCUUCCUUUGGGGUGUCUUCCUCCGGGAAAACCUCCAUUUUCAGGCUUCCUAUGACAUGCCAUCUGAGAAUAUAUGGACUGUCUGAUUCAGAUUUAUGGAUGCUGUGGUACAAGUCUGAACUAGAAUUAAUGACAGGGCUGAAAUCUGUGAUGUGUGUAACCUUGACUGUGUAUUUUACUCUAGAAAUAUCUUUGCUAGCAGCACAGUAACACUCACAUUAGUGCCUCGGCCUCAUGAAUGAUGGAUUUUGUAUGGAUCCUUGUUAAAGUCUGUCAAAGCCUAUUCUUUCUCCUUAUCUCCUUAUGUAAGGGAUAGGGUUUGGGUUCAAUUUAGCAAUUUUUGUGAAAACCUAGAAAAUGCCUGGUGCAUCAGAGUGAUCAGUCCAGGCAUGCCUUUGACUGAUGGUGAGUGAAUGAAUUCUGUCAACAUCAUCUUUAUAUGUUUGUGAAUACCUGAAAUUCAGAAAAGCAAAACUCUUUCUAUUAGGAUACAUUUAUUUUUGUUAUCUAUUAUAAGUUAUACAAAUUUAAAUAAAGAUUUUAUUAACGUAAA